UCUAUGGCAUAUAUUUGGUAUUACACACAAUGUCAUUUUGGUACAAAAUAUUAAAUGUUAAAAAUAUAUACUGUAUAGUUCUCCAUUUUUAUGCAUUAGCUAGCGGUUCGGAGCUGCAGGAAUCAGGAAUUUAUAUGAGACAGAGAAUAAAAUAGGUCUGUUUACAAUUAUGUUUAAAUUACAGACAUGCCAUUGAUUUCUUAGAAUCUCCAUAAUGAGCUUAAUUAGGCUAUAGUGACACGAAUAUAGCUAUAAAUAAUUCAUUUAAAUGGGUCUAACAUUAAUAAUUGCCCAGUGAAGUAGACUGCAUAAUAUAACACAAUGCAUUUAGAAAUAUACCUGGUAUGUGUAGACUAAUUAUUAUCAUGUCUUUGUUUUUAGGACCAUGGAAGAUAGUUUAAUGCCGCGCGCUUUAUGCACCAACGACAGCAAAUUUCUCCACCAUCAUGUCCCUGAUUUCUUCACCAGUGUCCAGGUUACACAGGACAUACCAGCCGGGGUGUCUUUCGGCCCUUGUGUGCUUCAUAAUACUUUUUAUGAUACAAUAGCGUUCAUCGCCUUGAAGUCGUUUGACAGAGGAAGGAAAUCCUACGUGUUCAGGGUAGAUCCGGACGCAUUAAAGAGUUCUCCGUUAGUGGUUCCUUGGCUCAGGUUGGUGCAGGCUGCUAUGGACGCAGAAGAGCAGAACACAGAGGCCUAUCUGAAAGGCGGCCAGCUGUAUUUCCGCACUAUCCAAGACAUUAGCCAAGGGGAGGAACUGCUCGUCUGGUACGACGAGGAGCUGUCUCAUCUUUUGGGCUUUAGCGACAUUAAAGCCAGGGCCCUGACAGUUGGUAAGGACUGCUCACAUUGUUAUGAGUUACGAAUGUCGUCCCUAUUUAGCGCGCGCCUAUUCACAAACAUAGGCUAUAACAAUUGUGGCACAUUGCGCAUGCAUUGGUAUGCAUAUGGGUGUAAUUAUAGCUAUAAAUGUAUCUUUUAUACAGGUUACUCGUGUGGGAAGUGCGGACAGGAGUUCAAGCACGAAAACCCUUUCCUAGCUCACUGUCGCUUUCUGUGCGCUCAAGUAAAAGCGGACGCGUGGCGAGGAGACGGCGAAACGCGGCGACAGCGCAGUGUCACGGACUUCCACAACAUCGCAAGGGACAUGGAACAUAAAAAGUCUUCAGAGGAUCGGAAAAGGAGGCACGACGAAGCUUUGAGUCCGAGAUGCAGAAAACCUGUUUUGCUGGAGAAAAAGAACAUGGCCAACCAUAAUAACAUGACACACGUGCAUAGAGAAUAUCCACAUGACCAUGAUUUUAUGGCACCAACCAUGAAAGUCUCCAGUUCACCAAGUUCGAAGUUAAAAAGCGCCAAAAGCAGUGCGUUUGCAGAGAUCAAGAAAGCGAAAUCGGACCAGCCAUCCAGGGCAGAGGAUAUAAUAAGGGAAAAUCCAUCCGUUUCGACUUUACAGUUGGACAGGGAGGCUGGUUUGGGCCUUCAGUCCGACUCCAGUGCCUUUUUGCUCUGGAGUGCGCAUGCGGAGCAAAAGAGCGCUUUCUGCAAGCCCAGUAAACUCAGCAUCACUGAGGACCAGCAGCAUCAGAGACCCGCGGGCCCUUCGGAUGAGGUUUCAGAACACGCAGCUUUGGGAUACAGAAAUAUGUUGGCCUCUCAUUUGUUUCAAGGCGACCUGUCUAGCACACAAACAGUCUCGCCGACAGCUCCCCUGAGCGCUGCGGGUUCCUUUCAUUACGCACCGGAAGUGUGGUGCAGGAACAUCAGCGGGCCUUUACAGCCGACCUCUUCUCUCACUCUUCUUCCUCCUACUCUCAGCUCUCUGGGUGUCACGGUGCAGAACUGGUGCGCUAAGUGCAACCUCUCAUUCCGGAUGACUUCGGAUUUAGUGUUUCACAUGCGCUCGCACCACAAGAAAGAGUUCGCCGCCGAGGCUCAGGGUCGGAGGAGAAGAGAGGAGAAGCUCACCUGCCCCAUCUGUCAUGAGUACUUCCGCGAACGUCAUCACCUCUCGCGUCACAUGACAUCGCAUAACUGAACGAUGGAUUAAAAAAGUGUUUUUUGGGACUGUCUUAGGCUCGUAUGGUGCAUCAGGCCACGCGUAUAUUAUAGCCUAGAGAAAUGGUAGAGAGACAUGACUCAAGUAGCUAUUCCUGAAUGUUAACACUCCAAAUAACACAAUGAGACCUAAAUACAGCAAUGUCAAAUUUGAAGCGGAACAUAUUCUAACAUAAGCAGAACUAAGAUCAAAAUAGCCCAUGGUAACAUUUUCAUAUACUAUUUGGGUCCCUUAUUAACACGAUGUGAUAAUUAAUUAAUUAAUUCUAUAGGAUACAGAUUUAAAAUCAGCAAUUUGACUAAUUUGAUCAUUUACUGAGGUGUUAUUUUCACACCUGUGGUAAAAAUUCUGCAUGUGCUCUAUAUUUACUCAGAAGACCAAUACUGAACUUUCUGUAUGUGUCAUGAAUCUCCACAAGAUGGCCACAGAACUCCGCAACAGAAUUUCCAAUUCGCAUUAUCAUGACCUUAGUUUUCCAUCUGUCUUUCUCUCCACUCUAUCUGGGUUAAUGAAAGGGGAAAUUGAACCAUACAGUACUAAUUUUACAAUAAGGCUACGAUUAAUAUUGAGUUACAACUGAUAGUGCCUUAUAAAUCUCAGGUUUGAAACUAUAGAGCUAUGUCUAGUCAUUUCACUAACUUUGCUAGCAAACUGACUAAUCCCCGAGUAGGGUUUACUUAGUUGUUUUUUGUUUGUUUUGUUUUAUUUUUAGUUGUUGCACUAUAGUCGAAGUAAUAAUUUUUUCCUAAUGUAGGGUAUAGGACAUGUUCAGUGACACCUUCAUCAUAAGGCCUAUAAAGUCACUUUUGUCACCACAAAGGACAAAAAUAUGUAGCCUAGUUAUUUGCGAAGGGCUUUUUCUUUGGAAAUUGGUAUAUAUAAGUCCAGUAUAAGUCCUACUUUAAAGACUGCAACACGUGUGAGUUUGGCUUUUGUUUUUAAUUGUGACUGUAGUCACUCAGAACGUAUUGGCUUAAGGAUUAUAAGAUAUUUUAAAUGAAUUGUUGAAAAUAUCUGUCCAAGUAAUGAAGCUAGAUUAUUGCAUAUGGAUAGAUGUUAAAUUAGCACACAUAAUGCAUAUUAA
Ictalurus furcatus (blue catfish) is the source of this 3143-nucleotide messenger RNA. RefSeq names its product PR domain containing 8 (gene znf488). NCBI's taxonomy places the organism in Eukaryota, Metazoa, Chordata, Actinopteri, Siluriformes, Ictaluridae. Gene Ontology annotation, molecular function: protein binding. The coding region runs from base 386 to 2038 and encodes 550 amino acids. Gene Ontology annotation, biological process: regulation of DNA-templated transcription. The record is from RefSeq and is a predicted model, not a curated record. Gene Ontology annotation, cellular component: nucleus. The transcript is spliced from 2 exons.